Molecule: messenger RNA, 430 nt
Organism: Sclerotinia trifoliorum
Lineage: Eukaryota; Fungi; Ascomycota; Leotiomycetes; Helotiales; Sclerotiniaceae
Source: the annotation of a GenBank genome assembly
AUGGCUUUUACCCUUCAAACAAUCCCACCAUCACUGGUCGCAGCAAGUGAAGCACGAGGAGGUAAUCCAAUGGGCAUCCCAUCCCAAGCACAUCAAUUUUGUACUCCCAAGCUCCACCAACCUUUAUUAGCGAAAACUCCCUGACACCCUCCAAGGGUGGACCACCGUGACCGAUAGGGUCUCUCCAGCUGACGAUGAAAUCGUACUGGAUGCCGUCAAAUCGAUUGCUGACCAGUUUGAAAUCCUCGGUGCAUCUCGAAACUCUAAUCUUCCAUAUCUAUAUAUGAAUGAUUGCUAUGCAGAUCAGAAUCCUCUAGCUCAAUACCCGACUACGAAUAUUCGAACAUCGAAAGAGGUUGCUGCGAAAUAUGAUCCUACUGAAGUAUUUCAGCUCUUGCAAAAGGAUGGAUUUCUGCCGUCGAGGUUGUAA